GCGGGACCUGGAGCGUCUUGUCGAGACCGCCCUCGAGCUGAAGGCGACCGACGAGCCCCGGGGCGACCUUUCCGGCCUCACGCUCGCGAACUUGUUCUUCGAGGCGUCCACGCGGACGCGAGCCUCCUUCGAGCAGGCGGCGAGGCGGCUCGGGGCGGACGUGCUGAACCUGGACAUGGGCGCUUCGAGCGUGGUCAAGGGUGAGUCCCUCGUGGACACGCUCCACACCAUCGAGAGCGUCGGCGCCCGGUUCGUGGCGAUGCGCCACGCCGCCUCCGGCGUGCACGAGUACGUGGCCCCCCGCCUCACCUCGGCGUCGCUCCUCAACGCGGGCGACGGCCGCCACCAGCACCCCACGCAGGCCCUGCUCGACUGCGUCACGCUCCACGAGAAGCUCGGCUCGAUCGAGGGCAAGACGAUCGCGAUUGUCGGCGACAUCCUGCACUCGCGCGUCGCCCGCUCGAACAUCGCGGCCUUCACCAAACUCGGUGCCCGCGUCCGGCUCGUCGGGCCGCGGACGAUGCUGCCGCAGACGAUCGUGGACGCCUUCGGCGUGGACGCGACGCACGAUCUGGCGGAGGGGAUUGCGAACGCGGACGUGGUGUACCUGCUCCGAAUCCAGCUGGAGCGUCAGGCGCGGGCGAUCUACGGCUCGGGCGGGGAGUACCACCGGCACUACGGGCUCUCCACGAAGCGACUCGACGUAUUGAACCCGGGGGCGAUCGUCAUGCACCCCGGUGACCAACGGCGUCUUCGCCCGCAUGGCGGCGAUGCUCUGGCUCUGCGGGAAGGGGGCGUCGUGAGGGACGGGACGAUCGUGAUCCGGGGCGGGCACGUGGUGGAUCCGUCGAUCGGCGUCGACGGCGUGCGCGACAUCACCAUCUUCGAGGGCAAGGUCUCGGAUAUCGAUUCGACGAGCAGCGUCCCCCACGGGGUCGAGGUCAUCGACGCGAGCGGGAACCACGUCUUCCCCGCGUUCGUCGAGAUCCACGCCCACCUCCGCGAGCCGGGGGGCGAAGCGAGCGAGACGAUCGCGACGGGCCUGCGCGCGGCCGCGAAGGGCGGGUACGCCCACGUCUUCUCCAUGCCGAACACGACGCCGGUGACGGAUUCGGCCGUUCUGGUGCGGUACCAGGUGGACCGGGCGCGGGAGGCCUCGCCCGUGAGCCUGCACCCGGUCGGCUCGGUGACCACGGGGAUGAACGGCGAGCGGCUGACGGACUUCGCGGCGCUCCGCGAGGCCGGGGCGGGGGCGCUGUCCGACGACGGCCUGCCCGUGGCGAACGCGGGCGUGAUGCGCUCGGCGCUCUCCUGCGCGGCCGAUCUGGGGAUGGUGAUCCUGGACCACUGCGAGGACAUGUCCCUCACGGGGGACGGCGUGAUGCACGACGGCCCCACCGCGGCCCGCCUGGGCCUGCCCGGCAUCCCGCGGUCGAGCGAGGCGACGAUCGUCGCCCGCGACGCGGCCCUCGCGCUGGAAACGGGCGGGCGGCUGCACGUCUGCCACGUCUCGACGGUCGACUCGGUCGAGGCGAUCCGCUUUUUCAAAUCGCGCGGGGCGCCGAUCACGGCCGAGGUGUCGCCGCACCACCUGCUCUUCACCGAGGAGCGUGUGGGCCGGUUCGACACGCACGCGAAGAUGAAGCCGCCGCUGUGCGAGGAGCGGGACCGUCGGGCGCUGAUCGAGGCGCUGGAGGACGGGACGAUCGACUGCAUCGCGACGGACCACGCCCCCCACUCCCCCGCGAGCAAGGCGCAGCCCUUCGCGCAGGCGCCCUUCGGCAUCGUCGGGAUGGAGACGGCGUUCGUGAGCCUGUACUCCGCGUUCGUCGCGAGCGGGGCGUGGACGCUGCCGUUCCUGAUCGAGAAGAUGACGACCGCGCCGGCGAAGUGCGUGUCCCGGAAUUGGGGGACGCUCGCGGACGGCGCGUCGGGCGACCUCGUGAUCGCGUCGCUCGGCGAUUCGCGCACGUUCUCGGACGCCGAUCUCGGCUCGAAGAGCGUGAACUGCCCCUGGCUCGGCGAGACGUUCUGCGCGAAGAUCGAACGGCUCGUGAUCGCCGGGCGCACGGUGACGGUCUAG
Molecule: messenger RNA, 2083 nt
Organism: Symbiodinium necroappetens
Lineage: Eukaryota; Dinophyceae; Suessiales; Symbiodiniaceae
Source: the annotation of a GenBank genome assembly